AUGGAUGCUGAAUUACCAAGUAGUGAACUUGUUGAUGGAAGUGACGUCGAAGUGAAUCUUCAAUCUGAACAAAGUUCAAUAAUUUAUAUGAACGAAAAAGGCGAAUUAUCAUUAGUCAAUCCCAAUGAUCCAAACCAAUUAAACAGGGUUGAAGUUACAGUUCAAAAUAUCAUUCCUCAAAAAGACGCUGAAACAAACGAUGAUGACUUAGAAUUAGCCAAUCUACUCAUGUCGUGGGAACUCUAUGACCAACUUUACAAAUUUCUUAAAGACAAGAAAAUCAACAUUGAGGGGUUGAAAUGCAUGAAGGAAAGACAUAUCGACCAAAUAUUCUUGGAAUUCCCAGACUUCAACACAAAAAUGAUCUUCGAGUCUAAAUUAGGAAUUUGGCAAAACGAAAAUGGAGUUUUUACUGUGAGUCCGAGGCCCGUUAAUAAAUUGACCAAUCAACACUCAGUAGAAUCGUGGGUUAACACUUUGAGUAGUCCAUCGCCAACAAGUAGUUCAUCGGAUUCUGAUGUAACUGUACUAGAAAUUUUGAAGAAAACAGAACAGGGCAGAGCAAUUUUAGAAUCCUAUCGCCUCAAAAAUUGUUUGACUCCAGAGGAUCGAACAAAUUUGGUCCACAAAAUUGUCCAAUAUUUUACUGAAAAUAAAAAGAAAAUGACGGUUAAGAGGUGUGAAAUCUUGGCAGAGGAAAUCGUAAAAAUUUUUCCUACAGAAAACUUGGGUUCGUACUUUGUUCGAGGGUUUAACAAAAUCCCCCCCAAGGGUAAACUGUACGACCGAUAUAGAGGACAACGAAGAUCUCUAAAGCAGCUCUAUAAAACUGAUCCCACGUCAUCAAAGAAAGUUAAACUGGCAGAAGUGGAAGAUAAUUCCAAAGAGGAUUGUGAUGAAGAACCAAUAAACGAGACCGAGAUGCAAAGGGUUUGCGACGAGCUGAAACAAAACCGGGACUGGGAAACAGUUACUAAACAAUGGAAACAAACUAUGCCAUUCAGGAGGGAUAUGAUUUCCCAAAGCUCUGACAUUGACCUCCACACAGUCCUUCAGGAGUGGCCGCUUUACAAAUAUUCACGAGCGCCAGAACUGAUUGCCAUGGAUUACAAUUUUAUAAAACCGAAUAAUGGGUUCGACUUCACCAAAUGGGAACAAUUUUCGAAAAUAGCCCUAGAAUUGUUCACAGCGAGGAUCAAGUGCAGCGCUCUUAAAUCAUUCCUCAAUGAAUUCAGGGAGAAUAUUGACGACCUUGACAUAGAUAACGUCAAUAUUGGCUAUGCAACUCUGUUACAUGGAGUGUUGCCUCCAUCAUCGCAGCAGUUUAAUGGUAAAUUGAAGAAAUUUACAAUUGAAGAUUCAAAAUCAUCUUUCACUCUGGAAGUGGAAUGUGCAGGCCAGGUCGAACCUAUGCUAAAAAUAAAAAGGGAGGAAUGUUUAAAAUCGAAAACAAAACUUCAGCCCCUAAUAAUUGUUGUUGGUGAGAGAUUUCAUUAUAAUAAUUUUUAUGUGUCCUUGGACAAUAUUAUGUUUAAAUUAGAUACUUAUUUGGACUGCAUUAUUUUUUAUUUAAAGCUCGUUUAUGUAUUAAAUAUUCAAUACCCUCCACAGUGUUUUUCGGUAUGGGUUUUUAUACAAAUGUUUUUCUUUAAUAUUCAAGACGGUAAAAAAAUACCUUCUGUUUCAACUUUACUAAAUGAUAUAAAUGCAUUAAUUAAUUAA
This is a messenger RNA of Episyrphus balteatus (marmalade hoverfly), 1722 nucleotides long. RefSeq lists its product as uncharacterized. The record is from RefSeq and is a predicted model, not a curated record. Bases 1 to 1722 code for a protein of 573 amino acids. The transcript has 7 exons. Lineage: Eukaryota; Metazoa; Arthropoda; Insecta; Diptera; Syrphidae.